GCUAAUCACCCAACAAAUCAAAUCCAAGUUAAAGGAAACAGGCAGAGAAUAAUGGAGGUCUCUUAUUCAGCCAACGAGAACGCACCGGAAAUUGUAUUCUUUGAUUUGGAAACUACAGUACCCAACAAAAGUGGACAACGUUUCUGGGUUCUGGAAUUUGGUGCAAUUGUGGUCAGCCCCCAAAAACUAGUCGAGCUCGAAAGUUAUACGACUCUCAUCAGACCCAAAGAUCUAUCGGUGGUCUCAGUGAAACCCAGAAGAUGCGAUGGCAUAACACGCGCGGCCGUGAAAAAUGCACCAUAUUUUGAGGAAGUUGCCGAAAAGAUAUUCAGUAUUUUAAAUGGAAGGGUGUGGGCAGGUCAUAACAUCCGAAGAUUCGAUUGUGUUCGUAUCAAAGAGGCAUUUGAAGAUAUCGGCAGGCCAGCACCAGUACCAGUUGGAAUCAUUGAUUCGCUUGGGAUCCUAACUGAGAAGUUUGGGAGAAGAGCUGGCAAUAUGAAGAUGGCAACAUUGGCUUCUUAUUUUGGUCUCGGAGAGCAAAAGCACAGAAGCCUGGAUGACGUUCGCAUGAACUUGGAGGUGCUCAAGCAUUGUGCAACUGUAUUGCUUCUGGAAUCAAGUCUCCCAAGUACAUCGCAGAGCAGAUGGUAUGGGACUUCUCAUAUUAUGACGCGAAGCAGAACGAAUGGAAAAUCACCAUGCAAAGAAGAAACAAGCAGGAAAUCUCCCCCAACUUCUCUGGGAUAUCAGAGGGCAGUCCCCUAUGCAAGGGGAAGUUUGCAAAAGAUGACGGAAAGAGUGAAGGGCCUUCUGUGUAAAGCUCAAGGGAACCAGCCUCUGAACCAUAUUCUCAAGCAUUCUCAUUCACUGCUAAGGUGAGGCAGAAUAAUCAAGACGGAAACGCCGCGCCGCCGCUUGCGAGGAAAAUCUUAUUCUUUUCUACUUUAAUUUGACAAGGUCCUUGUGGGGAAGAGAAGGCCACAAGUUUUGUUCAGUUUUUGUAGAAGGACAGGAUGAGCAUGCGGAAGAGGGGUUGUUCUAUUCUUGAUUCGUCCAAGGAACAAAGAACCACUGAAGUAACAAUUUGAGACGCAUUUGUGAAUGGUCAAGACUCUCCAGAACGCUGAAAAGGAGACACAACCCGCAACUCGAAUUUGUCUCUUUAUAUUGCAUUCUACUUCUUCAUUCAGAUUCUUUAAUUGUAUGUCUUCAUUUGUAAAUAAAUUCAAUUUGUCCAACAAUUAGACUCCCUUUGUGUUUUUA
Messenger RNA from Neltuma alba, 1263 nucleotides. RefSeq names its product protein NEN4-like. NCBI's taxonomy places the organism in Eukaryota, Viridiplantae, Streptophyta, Magnoliopsida, Fabales, Fabaceae. The record is from RefSeq and is a predicted model, not a curated record. The coding region runs from base 52 to 879 and encodes 275 amino acids. Gene Ontology annotation, molecular function: 3'-5' exonuclease activity; nucleic acid binding. The transcript is spliced from 5 exons.